AUGGGCAAGAAGACAUCUCGCCCGUCAGCCAAAGUCGGCACGGCCGCAUCGCCGGCCGGAGGCCUCGCCUCAUCCAGCAACAAAUCGUCCAUCCUGCGAGCCGCUUUCUCGCCGUCGGAGUACCAAUUGGCCCUGUUCGCGUCGGUCAUCCAGGGCCUAGAUGCGCAGCAUCUCCGAAUCCACGACGUCAACACCGGCCGGCUACAAUGCGAGCAUGCGCUGGGACCGAAGGAGACAGUUACCUCGCUGGACUGGGGAUACUAUGGAGGCCAGGGCAAGAGCCGCGACCAGUCGAAGAAGAAGCGCAAGCGCGGGUCUGAUGUUAACGGCGCGGUGGACGGGUUGGACCAGGGCGAUGUCGUGGUUGCGAUUGGUACCAGCACCUCGGAAAUCCGGAUGUUCUCGCCGUCGGAGGAUAAGGUUGUCGGCACCCUCAGUGGUGCGCAUGAUAAGGGCAUUAAGGACUUCAAAUUUACCGCGGAGAGACCCGGCCAGGAGGGCUGGAGUAUCGCUGGUGACAACAAGCUUGUUCAGUGGGAUUUGCGCACCGGACAGAGCAUAAGGACGAUUCAUCUGCCCGCCUCCUCGACCUUCACUGCCAUUUCUCGCCCCGUCCCCUCCAGCACGCCUGUCAUUUGUGCAUCUCAAACACCCUUUUUAAUAGACGUGGACAACUCCGAAGAGCCGCCCGUCAAGUUCCCCGCGAUGCGCAAUCUGAUCCACUCGGUCCUCUCUUCUUCCGGCACAUUCCUCGCCUCUGAUGGUGAGCGAUUCAUCAACGUUUUCGAUGUUUCCAGCCAGAAGCUCGUGCGAAAUCUCGUGGCCGCCCAGGAUGUGUCUUCUGUGUCGCUCCUUGACAACGCGACCCUCGAGAAGCAAGUCCUUGCAGCUGUCACCGAUGAUGGCACGAUCGAGUUCUUCACGAAACCAUUCGCCCAGGUCCAGACCCCCGCCGCCGGCAAUGCCAAGGCCAACCGGAAGCAAAUGACCCAGAAAGCGGAUGCUUCUCUGAAGGUUCUGCGCAGCGGUGACUCAGAUGUUUGUGUGCCCGUGGUAUCGAUUUCAUUUGUUGGACCUGAGAUUGUGGUCGCGUAUGCCGAGGGCGGCGUGAUUCCCGUUUUCCAGCGUGUCAAACUGCUCGAUGAGACCACGGAGGAGAUCUUGUUCACGGGGGUCAAGGCAGUCGUAAAAACCAAGUCGAGCUCGGCUGUCGCAUCUGCGACCACAAAUGGUGCCAAAAAUGUCGGCGAGGGCCGGGUUGACGAGACACAUGUUGUCGUGGAGGCUGGUAACAUUGUCGAUAAUGAUGUCGAGAUGAAUGAUGAUGCUGGCUCCGUGUCUGGUAGCGAUGUGGACUCCGAUGUUGAGGAUUCUGCCAAGCCCACUACCGAGAAGAAGACUAAGUCUACUAAGCAGACUACUCCUGCUGACGAGGAUGUCGAGAUGGAGAACGCCGAGUCCGAGGACGAAGACGAGGAAGAGGAGGAGGGCGCUGAGCCAUCCUUCGGCGAGAUCAUGCGCGCCAACGCCGGCCAAGAAGUCGAUGUCGAGGCCGAGCUUGACGACGACAACCUCAUGGGUGCACUUGUUCCCGGCAAGCCCACGGCGGCCAUACAACAAAUCCCCACUGGCGUGUCCCUUGCCACCGUGCUCUCCCAGUCCCUGAAGACCAACGACAAGGACAUGCUUGAGUCCUGUUUCCACACCGCCGACACAUCCAUCAUCCGCACUACCAUCCAGCGCCUCGAGUCCUCGCUGGCUGCUACCCUGCUCCAGAAGCUCGCUGAGCGUCUCUCCUCUCGCCCCGGUCGGUACGGCCACCUCCUCGUCUGGGUGCAGUGGACUUGCGUCGCCCACGGCGGCGCGUUAGCCGGCCACCCGGAGCUGCUGAAUCGCAUGGCCACUCUGUACAAGGUGAUGGACCAGCGCUCGUCGAGCUUGCCGUCGCUGCUCAUGCUCAAGGGCAAACUGGACAUGCUGGACGCGCAGCUGGGUCUGCGGCAGUCGAUCCAUGGCGGCGACGAGAUGGACAGCGAGGACGAGGACAAUGUCAUCUACGUCGAGGGUCAGGAUGAGGAAGAAGACGACGAGGCCAAGCCGCGAACAAAGUCGAUCCGCGACUCGGCGUUCGAGGACGAGGACGAGUCCAUGAUGAACGGCAUUGUGGACGAGUCUGACGACGACGAGGAUGAGGAUGAGGAGGACGAUGAGGAUGACUAUGAGGGCGUGCUCGACAUCGAAGCCGAGGAGUCAGCCGGCUCGUCCGAUGCGGAGGAGUCUCUUGAGGAGAACGAGGAUGAUGAGGACGAGGAUAGCGAAGGGUCGCUAGUGGACUUCGUCGCUGACACCGAGGACGACGAGUCGGACGAUGCGAUGGUCGAAGCUCCGCCGCCGUCGAAGAAGGCCAAGACAGUCGCGGGUAAGAAGAAGGGUGGAAAGAAAUGA
Penicillium canariense is the source of this 2445-nucleotide messenger RNA. Its product is annotated as WD40 repeat domain-containing protein. The transcript has 2 exons. Bases 1 to 2445 code for a protein of 814 amino acids. NCBI's taxonomy places the organism in Eukaryota, Fungi, Ascomycota, Eurotiomycetes, Eurotiales, Aspergillaceae. Gene Ontology annotation, cellular component: nucleolus. The record is from RefSeq and is a predicted model, not a curated record. Gene Ontology annotation, biological process: maturation of SSU-rRNA from tricistronic rRNA transcript (SSU-rRNA, 5.8S rRNA, LSU-rRNA). Gene Ontology annotation, molecular function: protein binding.